GUGACAGAGUUUGCUAAAUGUGUCUUCUGUAUCUGUGAUUUAACUCUAACAUCUAAAACCCAGAUUUUCAAACCCAAAAUUGAUAUUUUUUUUAGUCAAUUUGGUUUCUUAUACUUCUUUGUUAUGCUUAAAGUCUGAGCGCAAAUGCUGUUAACGGGAUGGAUUGCGUACCAAUGCAUCCGACCGGAAAAUGAAGUUGCAGAAUGAGUUUUGAUGAUUCUUGCCUUCAUUUAAAAUGAUUUAAAAGUUUGAACAGACGGUGGACUCAAUCCAGGAUCUGAUCUGGUGUUGGUAUUGUGUUCAGUCUGAAAUAGUUUUGAAAAGACGACGCAGUCUUGCUGAUUUCCCUGUUUUUUGGGAUUUUAAUUGGUUUCCGGCAUCCUGUUCUUACAGUUGUUGUCUGAGGGUUUGAACUUUGUGAAGACAGUAAUAGCAGAAACAACUAAAGUGUUCCCAAGAUGGAGGAAAAUUGUGCGAACGGAUCAGCGAUGCAUGAAACACAAAAUGAUUCAGAGCAAUCUAAAGGGGAAGAGGAGAUCAUUAAAACCGUUCCAUUUUUCAAGUUAUUCUGCUUUGCUGACAGUAAAGAUAAAGUGAUGAUGGGUGUCGGUACCAUAGCGGCUCUCGCAAAUGGUGGAACAAUGCCUCUUAUGACUGUUCUUUUAGGAAAAAUGAUCGACUCUUUUGGAAAAAACGCAGGCACCAAAGAGGUCGUAAAACAGGUUUCUGAGGUGGCAUUACAGUUUGUAUACUUGGCUGUGUUUUCGCUAGUGGCGUCAUUCUUACAGGUGUCUUGUUGGAUGGUCACUGGGGAGAGACAAGCUGCACGGAUACGGAAUUUAUACUUGAAAAAUAUUUUGAGGCAAGAUAUUGCUUUCUUUGAUAAAGAAACAAACACGGGAGAAGUUAUUGGAAGGAUGUCAGGUGACACUGUUCUCAUUCAAGAUGCCAUGGGUGAGAAGGUAGGCAAAUUUCUUCAGCAAUUUGCAACAUUUAUAGGAGGUUUCGUAGUUGCAUUCAUCAAAGGAUGGCUUCUAACGCUUGUUAUGUUAUCCACAAUUCCUCCUCUUGCAAUCUCUGGUGCAGCCAUGACCAUUCUAAUUGGUAAAAUGGCAUCUCGUGGGCAAACAGCUUAUUCACAAGCUGGAAUUGUUGUAGAACAAACACUUGGUGCAAUAAGAACAGUUGCAUCAUUUACCGGGGAGAACCAAGCUAUUGCCAAGUAUAAGAAGUCAUUAAAAGUUGCUUACAAAGCUGGUGUUCUUGAGGGCCUGUAUGCUGGAUUAGGCCUUGGUUCAGUUAUGUUUGUCGCCUUCUGUUCUUAUUCCCUAGCCAUAUGGUAUGGUUCAAAGCUUAUACUUGAUAAAGGAUAUACAGGAGGAGAUGUCAUUAAUGUUAUUGUUGCUGUGUUAACCGGAUCCAUGUCACUAGGGCAGGCAUCUCCAUGCCUGGGUGCAUUUGCUGCUGGAAAAGCUGCAGCCUACAAAAUGUUUGAAACAAUAAAUAGGAAACCAGAGAUUGAUGCAUAUGACACUUCCAGUGGAAAAACGUUGGAUGAUAUACGUGGAGAUAUUGAGUUAAAAGAUGUGUACUUUACGUACCCUGCAAGACCAGAUGAACAAAUUUUUACAGGGUUCAGUCUACACAUACCAAGUGGCACGACCAAUGCUUUAGUUGGUCAAAGUGGAAGUGGAAAAUCAACUGUUAUAAGUUUGAUAGAAAGAUUUUACGACCCACAAGCGGGUGAAAUUCUUAUUGAUGGUAUAAAUAUCAAGGAGUUACAACUGAAAUGGCUCCGAGAGAAAAUCGGGCUCGUAAGCCAAGAACCUGUGCUAUUCACUGCAAGCAUUCAUGAUAACAUUGCAUAUGGAAAGGAUGGCGCAACUCUUGAAGAAAUUAAGGUUGCAUCUGAGCUAGCCAAUGCUGCAAAAUUCAUCGAUAAACUACCUCAGGGUCUAGAUACUAUGGUCGGCGAGCACGGAACCCAAUUGUCAGGGGGACAGAAACAAAGAAUUGCAAUAGCUAGAGCAAUUUUAAAAAAUCCACGAAUUCUGCUUCUAGAUGAAGCGACUAGUGCACUUGACGCAGAGUCUGAAAGGGUUGUACAAGAGGCACUUGACAGGGUAAUGGUUAAUCGAACUACCGUCAUUGUUGCCCAUCGAUUAACCACAGUACGGAACGCUGAUAUGAUUGCUGUCAUCCAUAGAGGAAAGAUUGUUGAAAAAGGCUCACACAUGGAGCUUCUUAAAGAUUCGGAAGGAGCAUACUGCCAGCUUAUACGAUUGCAAGAAGUAAACAAAGAAUCAGGAAAUGGUAAAAUGAAAUCAGGACUUUCUCUUCAACUAAGCAGAAAUUUUAGUAGACACAUGUCCAUUGGACGAUCCUUAAGUCGCGGGUCAUCUGGGAGAGGACACAGCAGCCACCAUUCGUUCUCUGUUGAGUAUGGUUUGCCGAGACCAAAUGUUGGAGCCGGCUCAGAUGAAAACAAAAAUAAUGAUCUUAUACCUUCUACCCAAAAAGCCAAAAAUGUUCCGAUUAGCCGUCUUGCUUCCCUUAACAAGCCAGAGAUACCGGUUCUUCUGCUAGGUGCUAUAGCUGCAGGUAUAAAUGGAGUUAUAUUUCCGGCUUUUGCUUUAAUGCUUUCUGGAAUAGUUAAGACAUUCUUUGAACCUCCAAGCGAGCUGAAGAAGGAUUCAAGGUUUUGGGCAUUGAUGUGUAUUGUCCUAGGUGUUGCAUCACUGAUAACAUCACCAGCAAGAACAUAUUUCUUUGCUGUGGCAGGAUGCAAGUUGAUAAAUCGUAUACGGUCCAUGUGUUUUGAAAAGAUUGUUCAUUUGGAUAUUGAUUGGUUUGAUGAGCCUGAGCACUCCAGCGGGGCAAUUGGUGCUAGGCUCUCUGCAGAUGCAGCAACCGUUCGCAGUCUUGUUGGAGACGCACUAGGGUUGAUGGUUCAGAACAUAGCUACCCUUAUUGCUGGUCUGGGUAUCGCUUUUGAAGCAAACUGGAAGUUGGCUUUCAUAAUCCUUGUUUUCAUACCUUUAGUAGGAGUAAAUGGAUGGGUUCAGAUGAAAUUCAUGAAAGGAUUUAGUGCAGAUGCAAAGAUGAAGUACGAGGAAGCAAGUCAAGUUGCUAAUGAUGCUGUUGGGAGUAUAAGGACUGUAGCAUCAUUUUGUGCUGAAGAGAAGGUAAUGAAAUUAUAUGAAAGCAAGUGCGAAGGCCCGGAGAGGGCAGGGAUUAGGCAAGGGGUGAUCAGUGGACUAGGUUUCGGGGUUUCGUUUUUCUUGUUGUUUUGUGUCUAUGCGGCUAGUUUCUACAUUGGUGGAAGACUAGUUCAGGAUGGUCAGACAACAUUCCCCAAGGUUUUCCGAGUAUUCUUCGCUCUGAUUUUUACUGGAGUUGGUGUGGCUUCAUCAAGCUCAAUGUCAUCAGAUACCACUAAAGCCAAGUCUUCAGCUGCAUCAGUAUUUGCAAUUCUUGACCAAAUACCAAAAAUAAACUCGAGCAAUGACUCUGGAACGACACUAGAAGAUGUAGAGGGUCGAAUUGAGUUCAAACAUGUCAGUUUUAAGUACCCGAUAAGGCCUGAUGUGCAAAUAUUCCGUGAUAUUUGCUUAUCCAUCCAUGCAGGAAAGACAGUAGCUCUGGUUGGAGAGAGUGGAAGCGGUAAAUCAACUGUGAUAUCAUUGUUGCAACGGUUUUACGAUCCUGAUUCGGGUCAGAUUACAUUAGAUGGAUUCGAAAUUCAAAAGUUUCAGGUAAGAUGGUUGAGGCAACAAAUGGGUUUGGUAAGUCAAGAACCCGUUUUAUUCAAUGACACAAUUCGUGCCAACAUUGCAUAUGGUAAGGAAGGUAAUGCAACAGAGACGGAAAUUUUAGCAGCAGCCGAGCAAGCGAAUGCCCAUAAGUUCAUUAGUGGGAUACAACAGGGGUAUGAUACAAUAGUAGGAGAGCGAGGAGUUCAAUUGUCAGGUGGGCAAAAGCAAAGAGUAGCAAUAGCACGAGCUAUAGUGAAGCGGCCAAAGAUAUUACUAUUAGAUGAGGCGACAAGUGCACUUGACGCAGAAUCAGAACGCGUAGUACAAGAUGCUUUAGACCGAGUCAUGGUCAACCGCACCACAAUAGUGGUGGCUCACAGGUUAACGACGAUUAAAAAUGCUGAUGUAAUAGCAGUUGUCAAAAAUGGAGUUAUAGCUGAGAAAGGAAAUCAUGAUACUUUGAUGAAUAUCAAGAAUGGAUCAUAUGCAUCUCUUGUAGCACUGCAUAUGAGUGCUUCGUAGUGGUAUUUGCAAAAUACCUUUUAUAUCCUUUUAUUUCUUUAACCAUUCUUUUAUUAUUUUUUUUCCCCUUUGGUUUUUUGUUUUCCGUGUUUAGAAUAUAUUGUGUAAACCAUGACAUCUAGAUUCCAAUUCUGCAAAUUUAAAUAAAUUAGAAUCGCCAUAAAGC
Papaver somniferum (opium poppy) is the source of this 4443-nucleotide messenger RNA. RefSeq names its product ABC transporter B family member 4-like. The coding region runs from base 459 to 4277 and encodes 1272 amino acids. Gene Ontology annotation, cellular component: membrane. Gene Ontology annotation, molecular function: ABC-type transporter activity; ATP binding; ATP hydrolysis activity. The transcript is spliced from 12 exons. Gene Ontology annotation, biological process: transmembrane transport. NCBI's taxonomy places the organism in Eukaryota, Viridiplantae, Streptophyta, Magnoliopsida, Ranunculales, Papaveraceae. The record is from RefSeq and is a predicted model, not a curated record.